AUAUGUCUUAAGUUCACGGGAGUUCAAUAUUGAAUAAAGAAAACCCAAAUAAGGCUCCUGAUCAUUUAGGAUCAAAUGUGUUUACAGAUUUGCUAUCAUCUACUUUUUAUACAGUGAUUGGUUAUGUUUGCUUAGAUAUUGUAUUUGGAAUCAGUUUACAUUUUAUUGCUUCACAUAAUGAUCCUAAUGCAGUAGCAGGUUUAGGAUUAGCAUUUACAACAGUGAAUGUGUUAUUGAUUCCAAUGGCUUUAGGUAUUGAUUAAUAUUGAAUGAAAGGUACAAAUUAAUCAUUGAAUGUACAUUCAGCUUAAGCUCUUGGGGCUAAGAAACCUAAAUUGGCUUAAAGUUAUUUUACAUUGACUAUAUAUAUUCAUUUGAUGUACUUUAUUCCAUUUUCAAGUACUUGAAUAUAAUAAAUGCAAUAGUAAUUCUGAUUCUAAUGAAGCCAAUAGUUGCUAAGACAAUUAAUGAAGAAGAUAGAGAUGCAACAGCAGAUGCUUCAUAAAUUUACUUAUAUUAUUUAUUACCAUCAACAUUAUUUGCAAUAUUAUAUGAAUGCAUGAAAAGUUUUAUGAUAGCAAAUAAAGUAUGAUAUUUAUACAUAGAUAUUUAGAUAUUUGCAGUGUUUAUGUUUAUAUAAUUGGGUACAGCUGCUCUACAUACUUUAUGGUGUUAUUUGUUUAUAGAUUAUUUAGAUAUUGGAGGAGGUAUUCCAGGAGCAGGAUUGGCUAUUAUCUGUACAGAAGUUUUGAAUUGCAUAUUCUGUUUAAUAGUAGUUCUAGGAACUAAAUAUAAAAAGUAAGUAUUUAGUGAUUAUAAAUUUAAAUUUACUAUGAGAAAAAAAGAAAAGAAAUUAUUCUCAAGUUUUUUAAGAUAAUCUAUACCUAUGAUAGGUCAUAUUUAUGCAGAUUAUUUUGUUUUCUUCUUAUUAAACUUUAUAGCAGUAGGAUUUGGAUCUGAUUAAUUGAAUGCUUAAUUGGCAUUAUCAAAUACAUCUAAUUUUUAUUAUAAAUUUCCUAUAUCAUUAUCAUUAGCAUUAAUGACAUUUGUUGGCAAUGAAAUGGGAGCUAAGAAUAUUAAAAGAGCCAAAAGAUAUUCAUGGGUUGGAGUCUUAUUAUUUAUUGGAUUUACAACAUUAUUCUUAGGUGCAUUAACGUUUCUAAGAGAAACUUGGGCGGAAUUCUAUUCUGCUGGAAGAUAAGAAAUUACAGAUUUAAUAAUGGAAGUUUAUCCUAUAUUUGUUUUUGGAUUUUUUGUUAUUGAUGGUUUAUAGGGAACAUUAACUGGAAUAUUAAAAGGAAUAGAAAGAAAAGAUUUUGUUACUUAUUCAACUUUACUUGUAUAUUAUUUAAUUGGAAUACCUUUAGUCGUUUAUUUUGCAUAUGAUUUUGGAUUAGGACAAAAAGUUUAUGGUAUAUGGUUUGCAUUUGCUAUUGUGAAUGCUGUUUUAGCUGUAUUAUAUUUAAUAUUAACAUUUACAACUAAUUGGUCUGAUAUGUGUAGAAAAAUCUGUUAAAGAAUUGAAGAUUAACAUAAAAUGUAAAAUCUUAAUGAUUCUCUUAAUAAAGAUUUUGAAGAAGAUCCAGAAAAACUUAAAACAAAAAGAAAAGUUAAAUCAUCUAAAGUUAAGGUAUCAUAAAGUCACAUAAUUAAUUUAGUAAUCUAAAUAAAAGAAAGAUGAAAAUGAACCUGUUACGGAUUAAAAGAAACCUAAAAAGGAAAGGAAACCAAGAAGACCAGCUGAUGAUGAAUAAUAAUAUAGUUUGUAAGCAACAGAACCAACAAAAAUAACAAAAUAAGAGGUUGAUACAGUACCAAUCUUGUCUUGA
Paramecium sonneborni is the source of this 1829-nucleotide messenger RNA. NCBI's taxonomy places the organism in Eukaryota, Ciliophora, Oligohymenophorea, Peniculida, Parameciidae. The record is from the annotation of a GenBank genome assembly.